Messenger RNA from Calliphora vicina (urban bluebottle blowfly), 2060 nucleotides. It is a transcript of the gene MED17, whose product is annotated as mediator complex subunit 17. The record is from RefSeq and is a predicted model, not a curated record. Lineage: Eukaryota; Metazoa; Arthropoda; Insecta; Diptera; Calliphoridae. Gene Ontology annotation, cellular component: mediator complex; core mediator complex. Gene Ontology annotation, biological process: regulation of transcription by RNA polymerase II. Gene Ontology annotation, molecular function: transcription coregulator activity. The transcript has 4 exons. The coding region runs from base 67 to 2013 and encodes 648 amino acids.
CCUAUUUUUUUUGUUGAGUUGUUUGUAAAAAUAAGUUAAACAUUUAUAUGUAAUUGGAAUAAAAGUAUGAAUUUUACAAAUUCUGUAAAUGUUUCGGUUGAAACAACAUGCGAAAGUAAAAUACAAGAAAUUGGCUACGAUGGCACCGAAAUUUAUGAACCGCCACCAACUCUCUCGGAAAGCCUCAAAAAAUGUGCAGCUAAAAUAGAUUUUAGCAAAACUUCGCUGGAAGAGUUGAAAAAAGAAGAAAAAGCCCAAGCGGAUGAAGCCGAUAAAGAUGCCCAGUUUCAACCGAGUUUAUGGCCUUGGGAUUCAGUGCGCAACAAGCUAAAUGAUGCCUUCACUGAAGUAUGUGUCUUAGCGGAUGUUAUAUCAAUAGCUAAAGACAAACGAUAUUUAGUGCUGGAUCCAGUGCCAGAUACUGAGAUUGAAAAAAAUAAUGCUAUAGUACAAGUUUAUAGUCGCAAAAAAGCCCUCAAUCAAGCUGCCCAAAUACUGCUGAGCGGUGCUGAACGUCUUAAAAAUACGCACACAGAACAGCGUAAUCGCAAUGUCUCAGAUUUCCACAUUGAACUGUUACGUUUAAGACAAAAUUGGCGCUUGAAAAAGGUAUCGAAUGCCAUUAUAGGUGAUUUAAGUUAUCGAACGGCUGGCUCACAGUUUGGCAUGAGUGGCACGUUCGAAGUCACUAAGGCCGAAGAUAUAGCCGAUGAUGAGGCAGCAGGUACUUCAUCUGCUCUCGCAACUACAAACGCCAAUAAUGGUCUACCGAAUCUGUCGCCUAAAAAUAACUCCGCCUUAAGAGUUAUAGUACCAGCAGAAUUGCAGGGGGUGGCUUAUUUUAAAGUUAUAACACAAAAAGAUCAGGAGGAUUUAUGUACGGCUACAGUAAAUUUAAUGGGCCAUGGCCCUAAUACCACACAACAAGGUGGUGUGUGGCAAAAAACAAUAGAAGAUGCACAAAAUGUGCUCUUUUGCAAAGAACUAUUUAGCCAGUUGGCUAGAGAAGCCAUACAACUGCAGGCUCCCAUACCUCAUGUGGUUAUAGGCAAUCAAAUACGAGCCACGCUUUUACCCGGCAUACAGCUAAUUAUUUCGUUAUGCCAUUCCACAACAGUGGACAGUAACCAACCUACGCCCAUCAAUGAUCAUGAUCACGAUCAUGUUUUAGAACAUUCGCUACAUCAACUCUUACGUGAGGUACAUCAUAAAAACUCACAUCAUCCCUUCCCUCAUCCAGCCAGUGGACCAAUGGGUCCGAGCAAAAAACGUAUGUUGGCCGGACCCAUGGCGGCUGAUCGUCAAAGUCUGGUUGAAAUGACAAAAUACCAGACAAUUCUGGAGCAAAUUAUUGCCCAAGCUCAACAUAUUUUUAUGCGCAAACGUACUCAGUAUGUAUUGGAUACGCUGGCCAGAGAUGUUAAGGAUCCUCAGAUCGUAUCACAUUGGAAUGCUAUGACUAGUCCAACAAUGUCGUGUGUUAAAAUUAAUAUUGUAACGCAUGGUUAUGACACCAUCAACCGCACAUCUCUUGUUAUACAUGUACGCGAGAGAUCUCUUAAGGCGAUUUGUCGUGAUGGUCGUGUGAUGCAUCUCUCCUAUGAGCCGCAAGAGCUAAGAGAUUUAAUACUGUGUCAAAUUAAUUCCCAUCAAAUAUCAUGUCUCUUGAACUUGGCACGCUGUAUGGCCUGGCAAGUGUUGUCGAAUAGUAAUCACUUGGGUAUUGGUAAAGUGGAACCUCUAGGCAAUGCAAGUUCUUGUUUGCUGGCCUCACCCAACAGUGAUCGCAUGAUAGCGGUGCAAAUACGCUGUACACAAUCACAAAUGGAUGUUAAAGUUUAUAUAGCAAAAAGUCCAAGACAGGAUUUCUUUCCAAAUCCUCUGGUGCCCGAGAAAUUCUGGGAAAAUUUGGGUGGACAUUUUAAGGAGGUUCGUUUCGAUAAAAUCGAAGGCAAAAGUUUUCUUAAUAAAAUGGAAUUUUUAAUGGCUUCGUUAAAUAGUAAUUCGGCUUAAGUUAAGUAAUUAUGAAUAAUAAAUAAAAAAUAUAUAUUUUAAAAAAG